Messenger RNA from Pocillopora verrucosa, 702 nucleotides. RefSeq names its product methyltransferase-like protein 27. NCBI's taxonomy places the organism in Eukaryota, Metazoa, Cnidaria, Anthozoa, Scleractinia, Pocilloporidae. Gene Ontology annotation, molecular function: methyltransferase activity. The record is from RefSeq and is a predicted model, not a curated record.
GCUCUGGUUAAACGUGGUGUUAUGAAGUAAGAUCAAAUAUAAAUGGCGAGUAAGAUUUUCAAGUACUAUCAUGAUCAACUCUGGCUAUUUACAAAUGAAUCUUCGCCCAACGAAGUCAUCCGACUGUUCGACGAAUGGGCAGAACAAUAUGAUCAGAUCAUGCAGGAACCCGAAUACAAUGUACCUCGGCCGUUUGUCAGGCACUUCGACGCUACAGUGUGCAAUCUGUUUCCAGAUGUCGACAAGAAAAGUUUUAAAGUUCUUGACGUGGCGGCUGGAACAGGACUGUUGGGUUUAGAAUUAAACAAACUUGGAUAUACUUAUAUUGACGCCCUUGACAUGUCACAAGAAAUGCUAAACAGAGCUAAAAACAAGAAAGUUUACACCAAACUCAUCUGCACUGCCGUAAAUGAUCAGCAGAUAAACGGUAUCGAGACCGCGGAGUAUGAUGCAUUGACAUGCAGCUCUGCAGUAUGUGCUGGGCAAGUUCAACCUAGUGCUUUUAGCGAGAUGCUAAUGAUGGUGAAGUCUGGUGGCUUAUUGUGCUUCAAUAUAAGCUUCUUGGAAGAGAGGAAUUAUAUACAAAAGUUUAAAGAGUUGGAAGAAGCUGGACGAUGGAGACUUUUAAACAAGGAAAAGAUUCCUUUUCUACUAGAGAAACAAUUAGAGGAGUGCUAUUUAUACAUUUAUAAACGCAAGUAA